This is a messenger RNA of Egretta garzetta (little egret), 4096 nucleotides long. It is a transcript of the gene MRPL14, whose product is annotated as mitochondrial ribosomal protein L14. Gene Ontology annotation, cellular component: mitochondrion; ribosome. Gene Ontology annotation, biological process: translation. Lineage: Eukaryota; Metazoa; Chordata; Aves; Pelecaniformes; Ardeidae. The record is from RefSeq and is a predicted model, not a curated record. Bases 609 to 1058 code for a protein of 149 amino acids. Gene Ontology annotation, molecular function: structural constituent of ribosome. The transcript has 3 exons.
CCAGAAUCCAAAUGGCUCUCUUGAAUCAGCAAUUGGGUUUAUCCUUAACCCAUCUAAGCAGCACAGUGAUCCAGCGACACUUAAGAGCAAACAGAUACAGAAGAGACCGCAUCUCUCUGGGUUCCUCCCGCAUGGGGAAAGUGAUGAUCUAUUAGAUUCUAGCUGGUCGGAGCUUAGCACAGCCACAGCAGGACCUCAGAGGGCUCACUGAGAGCGGAAUAAGAUGGAAGACCCUCACAGACUUCACUGAAAAGGAGAUUGGUCAGAAAAGUCCUUAUUGCUGGGGAUUGUACAAGAUUGAAAGCGCUGACUUGAGUCUUAGCUUCCUCUAGGCUGUUUGUGGCAGAAGCAAGCACAUUUUUUUGCUUGUAAAUUGAAGUUGAAUGGAAUCAGCUGCAGUUGCUAAAAAGCUCAGUAAAUGCAAGCCACCCUUCACGCCAUCUUCUAGUCGUGUUUCAAAGCAGAAUGGUCGUUUUAUGUUUGACAUUCAGUGAAGACUCUGCAAAGCCCAAAGUAGCAUCUGGCUUUCAAAGAGCACACUGAAUGCAGUAAAUGUGUCACCCAUAUGGUACGUAUUCGUUGCUGGCGCCUUCCAAGUGGUUUGUGUAAUGACAAGAUCCUGUGCUGGGUUUGCCCUUGCUCCCCAAGGAUUAUUGAGGAGAACUGUCUCUCAUUCUUUCCUGUCUUUUGCUAGUAUCACUGGAGCAUGCCGAGCAAUACAGAAACUCACCCGCGUGAGAGUGGUGGACAACAGCGCCUUGGGGAACACGCCAUACCACCGGCCACCGAAAUGCAUCCACGUGUAUAACAAGACUGGAGUUGGCAAAGUAGGAGAUAAGAUCCUUCUGGCUAUCAAAGGUGAAAAGAAGAAGGCUUUAAUUGUAGGGCACAAGAUGCCUGGCCCCCCCCUGACACCUAGAUUUGAUUCCAACAAUGUGGUACUCAUAGAAGACAACGGAAAUCCAAUAGGGACUAGAAUAAAAACACCAAUACCCUAUAUCCUGCGACGGAAAGGCGAGUUCUCCAAAGUAUUGGCCAUCGCCCGCAACUUUGUAUGAAAGCUAAGAAAGGUCUCUGGCAAUCCUGUAUAUAUCCUUUCAUACAGUAGCUGUUCCUUGGUCCUUUUCUAGAAAACGGUGAAAUGUGAAAAAGUUGAGGUUCAUCGAGAGUAUCUCUUCCUGUUUAAGUACAAGCAACUAGUUUAAAUGUUGAAAUACUUUGUUUUUCUCCAAAAGAAGGUUGAUUUAUUUCAUAGAACAUCUGCAGUGUGGUUGGGAAAUGGUCCUUCACCCUUACUGCUCCGGUGAUGUUAAUUUGGUUGCUAAUCAGUAAAGUGAGAACAUGAAAAUCCUUCUUGUUUUGUACUGCUUGUGCUCUCUUUUUCCCUAUUUCUGCCUUUCCCAGUUCCCCAGGAGCAAGACAAAGCACCAGUCCCUGGCCCAGUGACAGCGGGGUCUACAAAAUGGAGUCACAUGUAAUAGAGUAGGAGAGAGAUAUAAAGAACUACUGGUUCCUUGGGCGUGUUCAAUAAAAGGAUUAGUUUCUAUGACUUUGCCUAAGAAAAGUCUUUAGGAGGAACCAUUAUUGGGAGAGCAUGAUGGCCUACAACUUCAGUGGCGCGUGGUUGAACAGGGUAUGCCAGAGAUGGGGAAGGGGAGGUGAAUGGGGGUAGGUUUGAGAUGCAGCCUAUGCUCUCCACCUGACCAACCUGAGGAAAAUGUGUUCUCUGAGUAACGCAGCGGCUGGGUUCAGAUUUGAAAAGUCCACAGGACGAAGCUUCCUUUUGGACUGCUUUUUGGGACUAUGUCAGACGUUGUCCGUGGUGUCGGUUGGUGAGACUGGUUGUUGUCCAGCCUCCCUAGCUUAGACACAAUAUUGGGCAAAUGCUACUGUAUUACUUUCAGGGCCGGCUGUCAUCUAGGAGCCUUUAUACGGAGCUGAGCAGAGAAGCUUAGUGCUUGUGGCAAGUAGAGGGUCAUCAGGGCAGAGCACUCCUAGAAAUAGGAGUGCAGGGGAUGCAGCCAGCAGGAGUCUGGCCCCUGAGCUGACUCCUCACAGGUCUGGUGGCAGUGACGGCUGGCUGUGCCUUGUCCUUCCACCUCCCCUUCUACCUAUUGUGCUGGGAAAACUCCUUACCUUGGCCCUGCGUUGCUGCUAUGUGAAGAUCUGAAGACUGCAGUGCUGAGCUAUUCCACGCUUUAGUUACUCCUUGGCAGAUGUAUCUUCCCCAUGCUCCCCACUGUGGAAUCCAUGUUGCCCAUGGAAAAGGUGUGUGCCUGCUGGCAUAGCAGCGGCGUGGACGCUCGCCUGGCUGGUGUCAGUCUCUCCAGUUUUAUCCGAGUGCAGUCAGCUUCCAGGAGCCACUCGACAUGCUCAGAAGUGACGUUCGUGCCAUUUUGCUAAGCGGGAUGGUGAGCAAACCGUGCAUGCAGUCACAGCGAGGAGCGUGACUGGCCUCCCUCCCUCGGGUGGGGUUUGCUGCCAUGUCACAGGGGCACGGCACAGCCUGGCUGCUCGGGCAUUGCUCGCUGCCUUUUUUUCCUCUGGUUGAAUUUAUUCCCACAUCAGUGUGGGAUGCUCCCAGGGCUCUUUUUUUUGGGGGGGAUGAGCGCUGUUCUACGAGCAGCUUCCCAGCCCUUUGGCGAUGCUUGGUGCCUGCCCUGCGGGUGUGGGGAGCUGGGCGGCUUCAGGAGCAGAGUCGGGCUGGGGGUGUGGGACCAGCUAGGCUCUGCUCAAGGGGCUUUAGCGAGAGCUGGGUGCACGGGUCCAAUCCUGGCACCGGGGAAGGUUUGUGCAGGGCUGCAGGGUGCUGAGCAUGCCCAAGUUUGGCUGAGGGGUGUGAAAGCCAGCAUUGUGCCCUGCCAUCAGCGGAUAAAUCCUCACAGCCCACUUCAGGUGUGUUUUUUAGCUUUUUCAAAGCUCGUCCUGGUAGCAGGCUAAAGUAUUUUUGACUAGAAAAAGGGUGUAUGCUUUUAUGCAUUUUUAGGGAAAGUGUUCAUGCCACUUAACAGCUCUGCAGUCUUGCUUUAGAAAACCUUCUGCAACCUUUGAAAGUCCCCCAACCCCGAUACACACAUAAACAAAUACUUUUACAGGUUUUUUGUUUUUUUUUUUUUUUUUUUGUAAGCAAAUCAUAAGCCAAUUGACAUCUGUCGUGCCCUUCCUGCAGACAGGAGGAGCUCAGACUUCCUCCGUGUAAAUCUUUUUGAGAACAGAAGAGGAAGAUGGCUUCCAUUGACGCAGGGCUGGAAAAUACACUUUCAAAUGGCACUUGCACGGGGUAUUUCAUUUCAGUGCAAAGGCUGUGGGCACAGCGGACGUGGGGUCGGUCCCAAGCUGGAACACCUCGGUCCCAGCCAGCCUGGUUUAUAACUCACCUAAAAGGCUGCUUUACCGCAAGGCUUUUGCUUGGCAACAGCUCCAGCCUCAAACCGUCCCCCAGUAGGACCCGGGGGCCUGCAAACAAUCCUUGUUUUUCUUGUCCUGACCAUAAGGGCUACGAGUCUCUCAUGGGAUGCACAGACCCUGCUGUUUGGAUAUUAAAUAUUUCACAGAAUAUUUGCUAAUAACUUUCCAGUGUUUCGCUGGGGAAGAGGUCAUGGGGAGAGGGCACGAGAGGAAGCGGGCAAGACAAUGCAGCAUACUUGAGAUUAAAAUGUGAAGCGAUGCUUUAUUUCUAAGUAAACUGAUAUGUGGAACUAAAUCCUUAACCUCAGAGCUUAAUAACCAGACAUGCAGACAGCUAAGCUAAGCAUAUCCCAUAGAGCGUCUCCUGCAGUUUUUACCCGUCUUCCCCUAACGAGGAAGAUGGCCUCAGCAGAAAUCCCCGGCCCACGGCGACAGCUCUCUGCUUGGCAAAUUCCAGGCGCUGCCUGUAGCAGCAUCUCUCUGACGGGAAGGGGCCUGGCUCAUGGAUGAACCCUUAGCCUCCUCUUGCCCGUCCCACUGAAUUCGGCCCCGCCGUGGUUGUGGGGUGGUCAGCCCGUGGCUGCCCCGGUGGCAGAGCCCACACAGGCAGGAGCGGAUGGAGGGUGACUUGCCAGCAGCCCAGCGUGAUGUAGGAUCUCUGGCCUCACUCUUUUCCUUCAUUUUCGUA